AUGGAGCAACGCCGAGGUCAUCAUGGUGGGAUGAUUGAAUUCAAGAGGUUGUCUCCUCCAGUUUUUGAGGAGACUACUGAGCCUAUGGAAGCAGAAAAAUGGAUCAUUGAGAUGGAGAAAGUAUUUAGAGUUCUUGAAUGCUCUGAGGAAUUUUCCAAGUUAGCCAAAUUUGCUCUGACAAUGGUGGUGGAUGAAGAAAAUAAGGCUCGAAGGUUUGAAGAUGGAUUAAGAUUCCGAAUUAAGCAAGGAAUUGUGCCCUUUGAGUUGACUACCUUUAGGGCGGUGGUGAGUAAGGCUUUACUAGUGGAGAUGGGGCUUAAUGAGGCUCAAGCAGAUAGAGAUAAUAAUCAGAAGAAGAGGCCUAGGCCUCAUGCAGCUAAGGAUUGCCAUUGGAAUACUGGAGCAUGUUUCUCAUGUGGACAAAGGGAUCACAGGAUUGCUGAAUGUCCUCAACGGAAGGAGGUUCAGACCAUUCCAAGACCAACAAUAGGACAGAAUCAGGGAGCAAGCCAUAAGCCCAAGAUCCAAGGAAGGGUUUAUGCACUCACUCAACAUGAUGCUAAUACUUCUAAUGCUAUGGUAACAGGUAUUAUCCCGAUUUCCACAACUUAUGCUUAUGCAUUGUUUGAUCCUGGUGCCAUUCACUCCUUCAUAUCUUUUAAUUUUGCAUAG
Molecule: messenger RNA, 672 nt
Organism: Quercus lobata
Lineage: Eukaryota; Viridiplantae; Streptophyta; Magnoliopsida; Fagales; Fagaceae
Exons: 3
Coding region: 1-672 (223 amino acids)
Molecular function (GO): nucleic acid binding; zinc ion binding
Source: RefSeq, a predicted model, not a curated record